Molecule: messenger RNA, 579 nt
Organism: Anthonomus grandis grandis
Lineage: Eukaryota; Metazoa; Arthropoda; Insecta; Coleoptera; Curculionidae
Product: KRAB-A domain-containing protein 2-like
Exons: 1
Coding region: 1-579 (192 amino acids)
Biological process (GO): DNA integration
Molecular function (GO): nucleic acid binding
Source: RefSeq, a predicted model, not a curated record
AUGACUACCAAAAUGAAUGCGCGGAAGGUAAUUCGAGAUUUACAUACAGCUUGCAGACAUAAAGGAGAAAAAAAAUACAAAAAAGUUGCUGAACAUUAUUCUAAAAAAGCUGUUGAAGUUACCAAAGAACUUCUAAAUAUUUUUUUAAAUUUUGGAGCUCCAAUCGUGCUUCAAUCUGAUAAUGGUAGAGAAUUUACUGCCAAUAUAAUUAAAAAGCUUGGAUGUCUUUGGCCAGCUUUAGUUCUUGUUAAUGUGACGCCAAGAUAUCCACAAAGUCAAGAAAGUGUGGAAAGGGGUAACUGUGUUGUAAAAGAAUCAUUGGUGGCUUGGAUGCAAGACCAUAACUCAUCUUCUUGGUCUUUGGGCUUGAAAUUUGUUCAGUGGGGUAUAAAUACAACUUAUCACGAAGCCAUAAAAAUGAUGCCUUAUAAAGCGAUGUUUGGACAACCUCCAAAAGUAGGUUUGGGAACAAAAAUACCCCAAGAAUUUUUGGCUGCUAUUUGCAAUGGAAUAAUGGAAGAAAAGAUAAAUGAAUUACAUAAAAUUCCAGAAAAUAAAUCGGAUGUGGACCUUGAAUAA